AUGCUCCGGUCAUCGGCUGCCCCGGAGGUUGAGUCGGGAGGCGGGCCAGCCCAGCUCCCGCGGGUCGCCGUGCAGAAGAUGACGGCGGAGGACGACCCCGAGGCCUUCCUGGACAUCUUCGCGGGCACGGCAGAGGCGUGCGGGUGGCCGCAGGCUGAGUGGGGGAUACGUCUGCUCCCCCUGCUGUCCGGGGAAGCCCAGCGGGCCGCCCAUACCCUGCCUGCGGCCUCCAGAUACGACUACCACCAGCUCCGGAGGGCGAUCCUGGACCGGUUGGGCAGCACACCAGAGGGACAUCGCGGCCGGCUCCGGAGCCUGCCCUUCGAGGACGCUGGCCAACCCUUCGCCUUCGCCCAGCAGCUCCUCGACUCGGCUAGGCGCUGGCUCCAGCCGGGAGUCAACUCUGUGGAGGACAUCGUCGGGCAGGUGGCCCUUGAGCAGUUCAUCGCCGGACUCCCCCUCUCCUCGGCGAACUGGGUCCAGUGCCACCGUCCGGCCAGCCUUGAAGCCGCCGUCAGACUCGCGGAGGACCACCUCUCCCUGCCCCGGCGGAGCCUGGGGGCCGAAGCCCGGGCCGUCUCUCCUCCACAGCUCCGGCCCGUUCCAGCCCCGAGGAGGUUCCGGCCCGCCGUGGGGGCCGCUGGACCUGGCACUACGCCAUCCUCCGGGGGUCCUGCCUACACCCCUGGGACAGCUGGACCCCAGUUGCUCCCUAACCAGUUUCCUUUGUUUUCCCCUCCACAGGACCCAGCCUACGCGUCUGGUCGCCCGGCACCACAGAGGGCUCCUCAAAUGUCAGGGCUGGGGUGCUGGCGGUGCGGCAAGCUCGGCCACACCCAGCGGGACUGUCCAGUCAUGGAGCCAGCUCUCACCGGGUCAGAGAGCGGACGUUGCCACGUUGCAAGGGCUUUUUGCCGAUCCCCCCUGCCCGGGCUCACCACCCUCGCACACCACCACAUAGAGACGCCCCCGGGCGUGACGACCGACGCCUCGAACAGCGGAGUGGGAGCCAUUCUGUCCCAGGAGGUGGAGGGGCACUCUGUGGAGGCUGUGAAUGCCGGAGUAAAUCCCAUAGGUGAUACCUCCUACAACUCCAGCCACUGGGAUCUGGGUAGUGCCUUCUUCUUUGCUGGGACUGUCAUCACAACCAUAGGGUAUGGUAACAUUGCCCCAAGCACUGAAGGAGGAAAGAUUUUCUGCAUUCUGUAUGCAAUAUUUGGAAUCCCGCUGUUUAGAUUUCUCCUGGCAGGCGUUCGGGACCAGCUUGGUACCAUAUUUGUCAAAAGCAUCGCCAAGGUGGAGAAGAUGUUCCGGAAUAAACACAAUCAGAUCAGUCAGACUAAAAUCCGUGUGGCCUCCACUCUCCUCUUCAUCCUGGCUGGCUGCAUCUUGUUUGUCAUUAUCCCAGCUGUGAUAUUCAAACACAUUGAGGGCUGGACGGCUCUGGAGUCAACAUAUUUUGUUGUCAUCACUCUGACAACAGUUGGAAUAGGUGACUAUGUUGCAGGGGGAGACAGAAGGAUUCAGUACCGGAAGUGGUACAGACCACUGGUGUGGUUCUGGAUCCUGGGUGGUCUGGCCUACUUUGCUGCAGUGCUGAACAUGAUUGGUGACUGGCUGAGGGUGCUGUCUAAAAAGACAAAAGAAGAGGUUGGAGGGAUCAAGGCUCAUGCAGCAGAAUGGAAAGCAAAUGUGCGAGCAGAGUUCCGGGAGACUCGUCGGCGUAUGAGUGUUGAGGUCCACGACAAGCUGCAGCGAGCUGCCACCAUCCGGAGCAUGGAGAGACGUCAGCUGGGCUUGGACCAGCGUGCCUUGUCCCUGGACAUGCUUUCCCCAGAGCGCCGUGCCAUCUUCAACAGCUUGGACACCAACAGCUAUAAGACUUCCUCCCAAGAGAGCAUCGACUCCAAGCUGAACAACCUUCGCCUGCGAGGGGCAGAGCAGUGCGACCGGAACUCCAACCACCAGACCACGUCUGAGGACAACAUUUUCAACCGCCUGGGCUCCGUGUCCAAGUUGGCCAAGCGCAACAGGAAUCGGGACCUGAAGAAGAACAUCCCGGCCGAGGCUCGCAGGCCUCACAGUGAGGCCUACGGCUGCAGCACGCCCACUUUUGACUGCAGCACAUCCACUGCAGAUGAAGGGAAAAGGAAGGACGAAGGAGAAGAUGAGAAUGAAGACAAAGAGUGCAACACUAGCUUGUCUGAUUUUCCGCUGUUUGUGGAUGCUUGCAAUGGGUUUAUUCCAGAGCAGACCAAAGAGAAUGAGAUUGGGAAAACACUUGAAACAAAAGAGCUGCAUAUUCAAAUGGACCAUAGACUGUGUGUACUCCUACACAAGGAGGUUUUAAAUACCACCAUUAGUGCCUUUGGUCUCCUUUAUUAAUGUGUGUGCUUAAGCUGGGAUAACACAUGUUCCUUUGUGCUAUGUACUGUAAUGUCUACAUAUUCAAUAUGGACAUUACAGUACAGUGUGUGUCUUACUGUACAACCAACAUGUAGCUACUGGUUAUGAUGGAAACACAUUGUGGUUGUGUAAAUGCAAGAACUGGUAGGGUUUCUAAAAUCGUGCU
Molecule: messenger RNA, 2572 nt
Organism: Cottoperca gobio
Lineage: Eukaryota; Metazoa; Chordata; Actinopteri; Perciformes; Bovichtidae
Exons: 8
Coding region: 1-2385 (794 amino acids)
Biological process (GO): stabilization of membrane potential; potassium ion transmembrane transport
Cellular component (GO): plasma membrane
Molecular function (GO): outward rectifier potassium channel activity; zinc ion binding; nucleic acid binding
Source: RefSeq, a predicted model, not a curated record